AUGUCUGACGCCAUUAUUUCUUUUGCCUCUUUAAUUUUAGCUGAUGCUGAAUUGCCAAUCACCGCUGAAAAUUUAUUGACUUUGACUAAAGCUGCUGGUGCCAAUAUUGAUAGCAUCUGGGCUGAUUUAUUUGCCAAGACUUUGGAAGGUAAAGACUUGAAAGAGUUAUUAUCUGGUUUUACUGCUGCUGGUGCUGUUGGCUCAGCUGCUCCUUCUGCCGGUGCUGGUGAAGCUGCUGGCGCUGAAGAAGCUGCUGGUGAAGAAGCUGAAGCUGCCGAAGAAGAAUCCGAUGAUGACAUGGGUUUUGGUUUAUUCGAUUAA
Saccharomycodes ludwigii is the source of this 321-nucleotide messenger RNA. RefSeq names its product ribosomal protein P1 beta (gene RPP1B). The transcript has 2 exons. Gene Ontology annotation, cellular component: cytosolic large ribosomal subunit; ribosome. Lineage: Eukaryota; Fungi; Ascomycota; Saccharomycetes; Saccharomycodales; Saccharomycodaceae. Gene Ontology annotation, molecular function: protein kinase activator activity; structural constituent of ribosome; ribonucleoprotein complex binding. Bases 1 to 321 code for a protein of 106 amino acids. The record is from RefSeq and is a predicted model, not a curated record. Gene Ontology annotation, biological process: translational elongation; cytoplasmic translation.